Molecule: messenger RNA, 2440 nt
Organism: Chinchilla lanigera (long-tailed chinchilla)
Lineage: Eukaryota; Metazoa; Chordata; Mammalia; Rodentia; Chinchillidae
Gene: Esrp1
Product: epithelial splicing regulatory protein 1
Biological process (GO): regulation of RNA splicing
Cellular component (GO): nucleoplasm; ribonucleoprotein complex
Molecular function (GO): mRNA binding
Source: RefSeq, a predicted model, not a curated record
UCCCACCCGCGCGCCGCCGGCCCGCCGCCCUCCGCGCCUCUCGCCAUGACGGCGUCUCCGGACUACUUGGUGGUGCUUUUUGGGAUCACUGCUGGGGCCACCGGGGCCAAGCUGGGCUCGGACGAGAAGGAGCUGAUCCUGCUGCUGUGGAAGGUGGUGGAUCUGGCCAACAAGAAGGUGGGACAGUUGCACGAAGCCCUCGUGAGGCCGGAUCACUUGGAGCUGACCGAGGACUGCAGAGAAGAAACGAAAAUAGACGCCGACAGCCUGUCCUCCGCUCCGCAGCUGGACCAAGCUCUGCGACAGUUUAACCAGUCGGUGAGCAAUGAGCUGAAUAUUGGGGUGGGGACUUCCUUCUGCCUCUGUACCGACGGGCAGCUGCACAUCAGGCAGAUCCUGCAUCCCGAGGCUUCCAAGAAGAAUGUAUUACUACCUGAAUGCUUCUAUUCCUUUUUUGAUCUUCGAAAAGAAUUCAAGAAAUGUUGCCCUGGUUCGCCUGACAUUGACAAGCUGGAUGUUGCUGCGAUGACAGAGUGUUUAAACUUUGAGAAGAGCAGUUCAGACUCUCGCUAUGGAGCCUCUCAAGUUGAAGAUAUGGGGAACAUAAUUUUAGCAAUGGUAUCGGAGCCCUACAAUCACAGGUUUUCAGAUCCAGAGAGGGUAAACUACAAAUUUGAAAGUGGCACUUGCAGCAAGAUGGAACUCAUUGAUGACAACACUGUGGUCAGGGCGCGCGGGUUGCCGUGGCAGUCUUCCGAUCAGGACAUUGCAAGAUUCUUCAAAGGACUCAAUAUUGCCAAGGGAGGCGCAGCACUUUGUCUGAAUGCCCAGGGCCGGCGGAAUGGAGAAGCUCUGGUUAGGUUCGUCAGCGAAGAGCACAGGGACCUCGCACUGCAGAGGCACAAACACCACAUGGGGACCCGGUACAUUGAGGUUUACAAGGCAACAGGUGAAGAUUUUCUUAAAAUUGCUGGUGGUACGUCUAACGAAGUAGCCCAGUUUCUAUCCAAGGAGAAUCAAGUCAUCGUGCGCAUGCGCGGGCUGCCUUUCACGGCCACCGCCGAAGAAGUGGUGGCCUUCUUCGGACAGCACUGCCCCAUCACUGGGGGGAAGGAAGGCAUCCUCUUCGUCACCUACCCGGAUGGCAGGCCGACAGGGGACGCGUUUGUCCUCUUUGCUUGUGAGGAGUACGCACAGAACGCACUGAGGAAACACAAGGACUUGUUGGGUAAAAGAUACAUCGAGCUCUUCAGGAGCACAGCCGCCGAAGUUCAGCAGGUGCUGAAUCGGUUCUCUUCGGCCCCCCUGAUUCCACUCCCAACCCCUCCCAUUAUUCCAGUACUACCUCAGCAGUUUGUCCCCCCUACAAAUGUCAGAGACUGUAUCCGCCUUCGGGGGCUUCCCUAUGCGGCCACAAUAGAGGACAUCCUGGACUUCCUGGGGGAGUUCUCCACGGAUAUUCGCACUCAUGGGGUUCACAUGGUACUGAAUCAUCAGGGCCGCCCAUCGGGAGACGCCUUCAUCCAGAUGAAGUCUGCGGACAGAGCAUUCAUGGCAGCGCAGAAGUGUCAUAAAAAAACCAUGAAGGACAGAUAUGUUGAAGUCUUUCAGUGUUCAGCUGAGGAGAUGAACUUUGUGUUAAUGGGGGGCACUUUAAAUCGAAAUGGCUUGUCCCCGCCGCCAUGUAAGUUACCAUGCCUGUCUCCUCCCUCCUACACAUUCCCAGCUCCUGCAGCGGUCAUUCCUACCGAAGCUGCCAUUUAUCAGCCCUCUGUGCUUCUGAAUCCACGAGCACUGCCACCUUCCACAGCAUACUACCCGGCAGGCACCCAGCUCUUCAUGAACUACACAGCCUACUAUCCCAGUGUUUGAAAGACGUGUGGUGAUUCUGAAGCCACCCGAUAAGAAAACUAGCGACUUCAGGCGAAGUUUGUCUACACUCAGGCUGCAGUAUUUUCAGCAAACACGAUUAGACGGUGGACCUGUGCCUUACCUUUUGGUGGAGUGAGAAACUGGAGCCAGUGCAGCCAAAUCCCUACAGCAAGCAGCACGCAGCAUACCUGGCUCCUGGAUGACUGCGAACCGGCAUUUAAAAUGUGAAUUUGAAAUCAGAUGUCUCUAUUACUUCCAGCUAAGGGGGCAUCGUAGGUGUUUCCUAAGUUUAAAAAGUCUUGGAUUGAAAAAUUCUCCACUAGUGUCUACCGACUCCACCAUGAAGUCUGACAAGGAAGCUCCACUUUAUGUACUUUAGUUCCUUUGCCUCCGCCGCCCCAUCUUCUGCACGCUCCUGCCCUCUUCUUCUGCACUCUCCUGCCUCUUGCUUUAGCAAUUCAAGCGUAAGACCGUGGACUACUUAAAUCGCAGUUUAAGAAAAGAAAUAAAAGAGCCAGGUGUGGUGGCGCAUGCUUGCGAUCCCAGCACCCAGGGAGGCUGGGGCAGG